Messenger RNA from Tachyglossus aculeatus (Australian echidna), 1525 nucleotides. It is a transcript of the gene TP53INP2, whose product is annotated as tumor protein p53 inducible nuclear protein 2. NCBI's taxonomy places the organism in Eukaryota, Metazoa, Chordata, Mammalia, Monotremata, Tachyglossidae. Gene Ontology annotation, cellular component: autophagosome; nucleus. The record is from RefSeq and is a predicted model, not a curated record. Gene Ontology annotation, biological process: positive regulation of DNA-templated transcription; autophagosome assembly.
CCACUGCCACUGUCACCUAACAGGGCCUUCCGGCAGAAACUGAGCCCCUCCGCCGACCGGACCCCAGGCCUCGUGCUUGCCCCCGCCCGGGCUCCCUGACGAUGUUCCAGCGUUUCGCCAGCCUGUUCUUCGGCGAGAGCCCGCCCUCAGCGGGCCCCGAGGAGCCCCCGGCCUUCGUCGCCGAGGAGGAUGAGCUGGACGGCUGGCUCAUCGUCGACCUGCAGGCUAGCUCCCCGCCGCCCCCCAGCCCGCCCUCGGAGGCUCUCUGCCCCUGCAGGGGCCCCGUCCUGGCACCCGCUCCCUGCUUGAUGGACGAGAGCUGGUGGGUCACCCCCCCCGCCUGUUUCACCGCAGAGGGGCCCCCGCCGGCCCGCCUGGCAAGCAGCCCCCUGGAGGACCUGCUCAUUGAGCACCCCAGCAUGUCCGUGUACGUCACCGGUAACACGGUCGUGCUGGGGCCCGACCCGCCCGGCGGCCUUCAGUCCUGCUGCGGCGGCAGCGACGGCGAGGGGGAGGUGGCUCCGUCCCCGCGGCCCCCACGGCCCCCGCGGCCCCGACCCCCCUCGGCCUCGCACCCCGCGGCCCCGCUGCCCCCCGCGGCGGCGCUGCUGGGCAAGAUGAGCCAGGCUCGGCGGCUGCAGCAGGCCCGGCAGCACCAGCUGAGCCCCAAGUGCGUCCAGCGCCAGAACCGUGCCCGCGAAUGCCGCCCGCGCCGGCCCAAGCACCGAGGCAGCUUCGUCCACCAGCCGUGCCAGCGCCAGUACAACUACUGACCGCGGCCCCCCCCGGUCGCCCCCGGCCCCAGGGACGCACCGCUGUCACCUCUCCACCGCCACUGCCUCUGCGGGCCCCGGCCCGCUCCCGGCCUCAGAGACACGCACCUGACGCCCCAACACCACCGCCCCGCCGCCGCCUCACCGGAUUCGGGCCUCGCGGCUGAACCGGGAUCCAACGGGCCAGCCGGCUCCCCAUCCCCAGCUCCCCGCCGCGCUGCCCCCCACCACCUCCAGCCUGGGGAACCCCUCAACCUGGUGAUGCCAAGAGGUGCCCCCUGUCCCCACCAUCCCUCAGAUCCUGACCGGCCACGGAGGCCCGGGGACCCCCCACCACCACAACCGCUCCAGAGCUUGCACCCCACUAAUCCGCAGCAUAGGAGCGGGGGGCAUGAUAUGGGCGGUCCUGCAGGGUGAGCUGGACCCCGUCUCCCCUCCACCCUCAACCUGUUCCUGCCCAUCCCCUUUCUGUUCAGACAUGUCCGGCCAGCCUGGGGAGCGGGUGUCCUCAGCUCUCCCAGGGGGGCGGCGGGGGCCCUUGACCCUGUGGGUGGGAGACGCAGCUUGACCCUCAGGGGCCAGCUCUCUCUGUCAGCCUUGGGGCCAGAGGUGGUGGGAGGGAGCAGGGAGAGUGGCAGAAGCCAAAACGAAGGCAGGAUGGCAAAGUAAGUUGGAGAGGGUGAGAGGAAGAGCCAGAGGCGGGCGGCAGGAACGGGAGGCAGGUGGUGGGUAGCGGGAGCUAGAGACAGAUG